Messenger RNA from Siniperca chuatsi (mandarin fish), 4697 nucleotides. It is a transcript of the gene aldh5a1, whose product is annotated as aldehyde dehydrogenase 5 family, member A1 (succinate-semialdehyde dehydrogenase). The transcript is spliced from 11 exons. Bases 139 to 1935 code for a protein of 598 amino acids. Lineage: Eukaryota; Metazoa; Chordata; Actinopteri; Centrarchiformes; Sinipercidae. Gene Ontology annotation, molecular function: succinate-semialdehyde dehydrogenase (NAD+) activity. Gene Ontology annotation, biological process: GABA catabolic process. The record is from RefSeq and is a predicted model, not a curated record.
AAGGCAGGUUGGACUGGGAUGUAUUUCAGCUGGAGGCCGUCUCUGUCUCUCUCCUGCACCUGAAGCUGCCCCCCUCUGCCCAGCAGCAGCCCGUACAUCACCUGGCGGAGCGGCCUGGAGGUCAGGUUAGCGCUGGGCAUGUCGGCGUGGUCCACGGGGAAGCUGAGGGGCAUCCUCUUCAGCAGCAGCACAUCCAGGAUGUCUGGAGUCAGCUGGGCCUGCGUUAGCGGCAGCCGAGUCCAGUCUGGGACAAGACCUGCCACCUCCAGGGGGGACAGGACAAAAAAGCUGCUGAAGGUCUGCAGGGAGACACGCAACCUUCACCCAACACACAGUGAGGGUUUCACACACACACACCACACACACUCGCAGCUCCAGACUUUCACUCCCGGCAUGUCCACUUUCUGUGUGCUGAGGACUCGCUGCUUCCUCCGGCAGGUCUUCCCCGGCCUGCCCGCCGCCAUGCAGAGACACUACAGCCUGGAUGUCUCCGCUCCGCUGCUACGGACGCAGGGCUACGUGGACGGCCGCUGGAUCUCUGCAGCCUCGGUGUUCCCCGUCCUGGACCCGGCCACCGGGAAGGAGAUAACCAAGGUGACGGACUGUGGCCCGGCGGAGGCCAAGCAGGCUGUGGACGCUGCGUACAAGGCGUUUCAUUCCUGGAAGCAGUACAGUGCUAAGGAGAGGAGCGUCCUGUUGAGGAAAUGGUUCGACCUGCUGACGCUGCACAAAGAAGACCUGGCCAAACUGAUCACGUUCGAGAGUGGUAAGCCCAUGCGGGAGUCUGUCGCGGAGAUUGCGUACUCCGCCUCCUUCCUGGAGUGGUUUUCGGAGGAGGCUCGGCGAGUGUACGGCGACAUCGUCCCGUCACCCGCCAAAGACCGAAAGAUCUUCCUCCUCAAACAGCCUGUGGGGGUCGCCUCCAUCAUCACACCGUGGAACUUCCCCAGCGCCAUGAUCACCAGGAAGGUUGGAGCCGCUCUGGCUGCCGGCUGCACGGUGGUGGUCAAACCAGCAGAGGACACGCCGCUGUCAGCGCUCGCCCUGGCUGAGCUGGCAGAUCAGGCGGGGAUCCCGGCGGGGGUGUUUAAUGUGGUUCCUUGCUCCAGAGAGAAGACUCCGUCAGUCGGGGAGGUUCUCUGCACCGACCCACUGGUGGCCAAAAUCUCCUUCACUGGCUCCACCGCCACCGGCAAGGUGCUGCUGAAACUGGCUGCUGACACUGUGAAGAAGGCGUCCAUGGAGCUGGGUGGCCACGCCCCCUUCAUCGUGUUCGACAGCGCUGAUGUCGACAAGGCGGUGGGCGGAGCCAUGGCCUCCAAGUUCAGGAACUCUGGACAGACGUGCGUGUGUUCGAACCGGUUUCUGGUGCAGAGCGGCAUCCAUGACCGUUUCAUGGAGAAGCUGAGCCAAGCGAUGGACGCCGAGCUCCGUCUGGGUCACGGCUCGGAGCCCGACACCACCCAGGGGCCGCUCAUCAACACCAGAGCUGCAGAGAAGGUGUUCCACCAGAUAUCCGAUGCAGUGUCCAGGGGGGCGAAGGUGAUGAAGGGCGGGAAGCGUCUGGACGGGUCCUUCAUGGAGCCGACUCUGCUGGCCGACGUCACCCCAGAGAUGCUCUGCAUGAGGGAGGAAACCUUCGGCCCGCUGCUGCCCGUCAUCAGGUUUAACACCGAGGAAGAAGCUCUGGCGAUUGCUAACGCGUCUAACGUUGGGCUGGCAGGUUACUUCUACUCGCAGGAUGUGAGUCAGAUCUGGCGGGUGGCGGAGGCGUUGGAGGUGGGGCUAGUUGGAGUCAACGAGGGCCUGCUGUCCACCCCAGAGGGCGCAUUCGGCGGGGUCAAACAGUCCGGUUUGGGCCGCGAAGGCUCCAAGUAUGGCAUCGACGAGUAUCUGGAAGUCAAGUACAUGUGCUUCGGAGGCCUCAAACCCUGAAACGGGAUGGAGCGACACCGCAGGUCCACUGGUACUACACUCUAAAAUUAAGUCAAAAUAAAUGCAGUAAUCAUGAAAGGUGUAGAUCUAAGGUUUGAAUUGAUUUAAUUCAACCAUAACCAACACAAAAUAACCCUUUAGAGUCGGGUUGAAAACGUCUGUGGUCUACACUCCUGUGUUGCCUUUUCAUUUGUAGAAUAAAACAAAUGUUUCAGCCAAUAGUAUUAGGGAAAUUAUCUUUGAAUCUUUAAUUGAGGUACUGAAACAUGUUAUGCAGUAUAGUGCUAAACACUUCUGAUUGGCCAGAGGGACUGCGUUAGAGCAUGGCCACUCUCCACCAAUCAAAACAAAGAGUUACGUCUGUCAAUCUUUCCAGUUUUACAAACUUAAUUUAAGACAGAAGUAGACAAAAGCUGCUAGCAAGCUAAUUGACAUUAGCUUCAUAAGUUGGUGGGAAGCUCCGUCUCCAGCCGACGAUUUAGAAAAUCAGAAAGAAGAAGAAUCAGAAACAGUCCGAUAUAACAGAUAACAUAGAUUUAUGCUUUAUUGUUCACAUUUUCAAACAAUAUUUUUUACUUUUACAAGAGAAAAACAUUUGAACAUGAUGAGUUAGGCAAAGUCAUCUCGGAUAAACUUCCCCAAAUCAAAAGAGAGACCAGGGCAGGCCUGCUAACGUUAGCAUAAACUCUGAUAUAGUAUCUUCCAGUCCUGAGCGGGGCUUUUUCUAAUGUAACCUGUAACACCAAAAAUGUAAUUUAGUUUAGAAAUAUCCUUAGAAGUAACACUAGGUUACUGCUGUAAGGUAAUGAGCUAGUUAGCCAGGCAUGUUAACGUUAGCAGCUCACAUUAGAGCAGAUAAACAUGCGGAUUAAUCCAUUUCUUACUCGUUAGCUCUUUGUUUUUGUUUACACAAAGGAUAUAAAAAAAAAGACCCGACCCUCCACACUCUUCGUCUUUUCUUACAGAGCGAGAAAGCCGGGCAGAACUGCUGUGCCUAGUUACGGUUGCUAAGCUAUGAUUGGACAAUCGCCGAGAUGUAAAAAUAACGAACCCUCUAGCCAAUCAGAAUCCAGUAUUCUCUGUGACCAUGGUGUAAAAUCGCGUUCACGUCAUUAAGACGGUUGUAUGAUUGCGGAGUUGGUCGUGUGAGGAUUAGAAAUACUGUGCAGUGACAAUUUAACACCACGUCUAUUAUUAUAUUUGAGACGUCCAUAUCUGAGCUUUCAAGUCGGAAACUCAUAAGUACGAUAACUCAGACAUGACAAACGCAGCAUUAUCUCUUACUAAUCACUGACAGAGUUUCCCCUCGGGGAUCAAUAAAGUAUUUCUUCCCCACAUAGUAACGAGUCGCACAAGUGAACUUUCUCCAGUAGCACAUAGAUCUUUAAAACAGAAGCUGUGAUAACAAAGGGAGAUUUACUGAUAAAAAUAAAUUAAAAAGCACAAUCAUUGUUUGUAUUGAACAUCCUGUAAUAAGCCUGUUAAUGUAAAAACUGUAUUUUUUUUAUGAUUUAAUAUGCUUGUGACAUAUUGAUCACAUAGGGUUACAAGUUCAAAUUGGGUCUAAAAAUUAAGUAUCGCGAUUCGGCCAUUUUUAAGAACUUACGGGCAUGUGUCAUUUCUACAAAACUUAACAGCAUAUUUGUCUUGUGGAACAUUAAACACAUUUCUGUAUGGCGAUUAAUUAUUGUAGUUUAAUAAAUACCUUGUUACUGUGUAGAUUUUGGUUUAAACACAAGAAGCUGUUUUUCUGAACCUAAAAAAAAUUAUGGUUGCCAACGUCAUAAGUGCCAUGUCAAUUGUUUUUUGUAUUUCGUACAGUGUUGAGCAAUUUAGGUUUAUUAAAGAUUAACUUACCACCUGUAAGUCUUGUCUUUGCUGACCUCCAGUGGUUUAACGUCUCACCUGGCUGCAGUGAUGUCACAGUGGUCUAACAGGCUAGAAACUUUCAACACUGUUGAGUUACUCAGCCUUGAGCAGCACAAAGUACGGUCACCUUUAUUUGACACGAGCCGGGGGUUGUCGUGGUUUUAAAGCUGGCUUACGAUAAUGGUCGUUAUCAUAUAAAAGGUGUCGUAAUUAGGAGUACGGAUCGUGUCGUUGGGAAAUAACGAUCUCGAAAUUUGGUGAUACCUACCUCGUCGUUAUGAGAUUAAAAUCUUGGGAUUAGGAGAACGGACCUCGCCGUUUUUAAAAUAAAGAUCGCAUAAUUACGAGAUACAUAUCUCGCUGUUCAGAGAUAAAGAUGUCUUGAUUAACUGAGAUGCACCUUGUUCAGAAACAUUUUAAGCCAGCUUUAUAAAACUGACAAAAACUCAGUAGCCACUUUAUUAGGUACACCUGCACAAUCAAUUGCAAUUCAAUACAACAACCUGCCAUAAAAUCUACCUUUACGAAGGUCGUAGUUUUAAAAGGUGGUGUUAGACUACAUUAUAUUGAGGUGUUUAACAAAAUCGAAUACAACUGUUCUGCUAGAGACUGUACAGGUGUACCUAAUAAAGUGGACACUGAGUUUAUGUGCUUAUGUCAGAUCAAGCUAACCAGGGCCCGUAUUCGCCAGUGCAGAAGAGUGAUGAAGUAAAAUAUGUCGCAACAGUAUCUGAUUUCCACCGUCCACUGUUUCUGUACCGACAGUUUCUGUCUCUAAUAUAAUGUGAAACUGGUCUUAAUUGUAAUAUACUGUUGUAGUCGUAGUUAAUGUGAAAAAGCAAAAUUUUGUAUUCCUGACUAUAGAUAUUAAUAAAGAGAUAAAUUGUGUAUUA